Candida tropicalis MYA-3404 is the source of this 1080-nucleotide messenger RNA. RefSeq lists its product as uncharacterized. The record is from RefSeq and is a predicted model, not a curated record. Lineage: Eukaryota; Fungi; Ascomycota; Pichiomycetes; Serinales; Debaryomycetaceae. The transcript has a single exon. Bases 1 to 1080 code for a protein of 359 amino acids.
AUGGGUUUAACAGAUAAAUUAAAAGGUGUUAAAAAAGACGACUACGAUAAAGCCAAUACUCAAGCUGGUACUUACUUAGGUGGUAAAGAUGGCCAAACAGGUACUGAUUUAGCCCAAGACAAAUACAAACAAUAUCAAGCUAAUAAAGCUGGAUCUGGAACUACUGGUACAACCGGUGCUGCUGGUGCUGUUGGAACUACUGAUUCACGUACUGGUGGUACUGGUUAUGGAUCUGGUCAAGGCGGUUCUGGAUAUGACAAUACUCAAUCUGGAUAUGGAUCAAAUCAAACUGGCUCAACUCAAUCUGGAUAUGGUAGUGGUCAAACUGGUUCUACUCAAUCUGGUUAUGGAUCUAAUCAAACCAGUUCAAAACAAGCUGGUGGUUAUGGUACUGGACAAACUGGAUCUCAUGAUUCUGGUGCCUAUGGUUCAACUACUUCUGGUUAUGGUCAAAGUAAUCAAGGACAACACAGUGGUACUGGUACUACUGGAUACGAUGACAGAGCAGGAUCUGGUGCCUAUGGUAGCUCCACAACUUCUGGUGGCCGCACUAGUGGUCAUCAUACUGGUGGACUUACUGGUGCUACUACUGCUGGUACAGGUGCUGGCUACGGUAGUGGUACAACUGGUCAACAAGGAUAUUCUGACAAGACUGGAUCUGGUGCUUAUGGUUCAACUACUUCUGGUACUACUGGUUACGGUCAAUCCGAUGAUGGUCAACAUUCUGGAGCCGGUGGUGGUGCACCACCAUCUUCUCGUUCCCAUCAUGAUAGUUCUCACCAUCAUCAUUCUAGUGGUGGUCACCAUGGUGGUUCAUCUACUUCUGGAUAUGGUGAUUCAAACUAUUCCACAGGAACUGGUGCCGGUACUGGUGCUGGUCUUGGUUCCACUGGUGCUGGUCUUACUGGUGGUCAACGUUCUGGAGAAUCAUCAAACCAUCCUGGACUUUCAUCUAAAUUUGAAACUGGUGUUGACCAUUUGGAUGCAAAGAUUGCCAAGUUACCUGAAGAAUUGCAAAAGGAAGCUCAUAAGGAAUUCCAGAGAGGUUAUGAAGAUGCCAAAAAGUCUUUUAAAGCUUAG